Molecule: messenger RNA, 4056 nt
Organism: Ustilago hordei
Lineage: Eukaryota; Fungi; Basidiomycota; Ustilaginomycetes; Ustilaginales; Ustilaginaceae
Exons: 1
Coding region: 1-4056 (1351 amino acids)
Source: RefSeq, a predicted model, not a curated record
AUGGACCAACUUCGUCGCAACUUGCAUGCUGCGCAGCUACGCGAAUCGGUGCAUCGGCCGCACUACCCUUCGCCACUCAGGCAAUCGCCCUUGCAAGCAUCCAUAUCAUCGGCUUCUCACACCGCAGCUUCUGUGGCUAGCUCCUCUCGCACCACGGUCUCAACAUCCACUACGCCGCCUUCUACAUCGUCCCGCUUCUCGAUCAAUCAAGCCUUCAAGGAUCUCACCGAUAAUGACAUUGACUUCUUCGAUCGACUCGUCAACCACUUGCCGCAUCAUGCUGCCGACUUCUCGCAACUCAAGACGGCGUAUGCAGCGCAUGUAGCCGAGGAGCUGAGUCGACGCAACCGUCAUGGCACCACAAAGAUCGACUGGGACGCCCACCUUUGGUCGAUUCUGCUCAGUCUCGUCAAGGUUAGGGGAAAAAAUUGGCGGGAACGUUGGGACUCGGUGCGUCUUGCCUUCGGUCUCGAUCCAAACAGUGGUGACGAGACUGACCAGAGCGCGGUCACACAAAGCACUAACAUCACCGCCACCAGCGACUCAACCCAGCAUCUAGACGAGCGCUAUCCUGACCGUGAAGUUGACGACUCUUACCGCCAGUACGUGCGCGCCGCGCGGCAUAUGUCAGGGCUGCCUGCAGAUCGUACCCCUCGUCGUAGCGAUCAAGGACGCCCCAUUCUUCCUCCUCACGAUAGGCUCUUGCUUCCACGCGCAAGCAGUCCGCCGCAAAUGCCACACAGCUCCCACCGAGCGUCACCGAGAUCCUAUCCAUUGGACGACCCAGGUGAAAGACCAGAAGCAACUCCACAGGCACGAUCUCAUGCCAAAGAUCCGAUCUCCGCAAUCCAGGCUCGCCUCAGCCGUCUGCUCGAUCCGGAGUCAAGUGCAGACGGAAGCAGCGACUCCGACUCGCCCGACCUCGCCGUUACUGCGAGGUCAGCCCUUCCAAUUGACGUUGCCAGCCCUGGCCUCAGCUCAAGGCUCCCCACGGAUGCCAAGCGACGCUUCGACGAGCUUGUCCGCUCCUCUCAAUUAGAGCGGUCGAUGCUUCGCCAGUCAAAUAUGCAGAUGCAAGAGAGAGAAGAGCUCGAAAGAUGGAGCGAGCAACUCGACAUGGCCGAUCAAUGGCAAGCUCGUCGUCUGCUUCAAAUGUGUCUCGCCUGGUGGAUCACCUUAACCCGUCAACAGCUCGAAAAGACACAGAACGCUGCCGAUGCAAGUGACCGAGUCACGAUCGACAAAGCUUGGGAAAGGUGGCGAGCACAGACUCGACGCGAGAGCGAUGUCAGGCAUACAGGUGCAAAGACGGAUCGGGUGCGAUGCAGCCUUACAGCCUUCAGGCGGUGGAAGACUCGUAUGCAGACUCUCGUCGAACGCAAGGAGGAGCUCAAGAAAGAGUCCAUGCGGACAGCCUAUUACGCCACGAGCAAUGCAGUCAAGACUCGCCUUCUGGUGCACGCGUUCAGCAGAUGGAAAAUCAACUACCGGGAAAGGCUUGCAGACAGCGUCCGUCGCAGACACUUGCAAGCUGGUGCCUUCGCUCUAUGGCAGAUGCGCUCAUCACACAACAAGCAGCUUCAAGCUCGGGAAAAUAUGAUGACAGCCAAGCGAAAGUAUGCAGUCCUAUCGCAAGUGUGGGAAGCGUGGACGGACCGGUUUGACAAAACUAAAGCUUUGAAUCAAUUUCGUGUCCACCAUGACAGUCUUUUGGCUUUAGAAGCACUUCACACGUGGCGAAAGAUGGCCAUGCUAUCCCGACUCUCCCAAGCCUUUGCAGAGCGUCGUCUGAAGCUGGCAACGAUUGAUGGAUGGCAACGUGCACUCGAGCAGCGGCAACAAGCUCGAAAGCAGGAAGUGCUUGCGGUUCGAUGGCGCAUGCGCAGACUCAAGCAGAAUAUCCUGACCGGAUGGCAGCGUCACAGGCAACAGAUCGCUCAGUUGGAGCACCUGGCGGUCAACAUGCAGAAGAGCAACGAGCAAGCGAAGCUCCAAUUCGCGUUCCAUCGUUGGCAGCUGCUGUCGCGUGCUGCGCUCCUUGAGCGCGUCCACACUGCAGGCCGACUGGAAAUUGCCUUCCAUGAGUGGAAGCACCACCACCGCUCCUUGACCACGAGCUUGCAACAGCGAGAAACCGCUGUCGUCCAGCGCCGCAAUGGAGCAACAAAGCUUGCAUGCUUGCGACGAUGGCGUCAUCUCACCAAUCAGAUCCGCCAUAGGGAGGCAGAGGUUGAAGCCCGCCGCAACGAGAGGCUUCGUAGCGACUCUUUCAUCACAUGGCGACAGAAGCAGCUGGAGCACCGGCUGCUCCAUCAGAAGUCUGUCGCUGUUUCUGACUUCUUCGCGCUCCGUUCGGCUUUCCAGCGAUGGCGCAGUCAGCUCAGGGAGCAACGUGCCUAUAGCAAAGAAGCCACUCACAACCGGCGUCUUGUACAGCAGGUGUACGAGAUCUGGCGCGCUCGUUCAGACAAACAGCGUCAUCUGGCUAACCUCCUGCAGCUGUCACUUGCCAAUAGCGACCAGGCGCUGGCUCGAUCUUACCUCAACCGAUGGGUGGCCAGGAUCAUCGAAGUGCGGAGCAGAGAACUGGAGGUCAAGGAGCAGAGAGAGAAGCGCCUCGUCAAGGCGGCAUUCUACGCUUGGAUUGAAGCCUGCUUGCGUCACGACGACCUGUUGGCUUUGAUGAACAGCUACAUUGACGUCAAGGAAGAAGAUCGGAAGAAGCGCACCUUCUCACACUGGCUCGCCGUCGCCAGGGAACACAAGGAAAGGCGGGAGAAAGCUGAGAUGCUGGCCGCUUCCACGCGGAAGAGAAUGCUCGUUGCUACACUCACCGCUUGGCGAGACAAGCUGAGAGAUCGGGCGCUGGCGACACAAGAGUACGACAUGCUGAUCCUUCGGCAACAGCUCUCUUUGAAGUGGGCAAUCAACACUUGGAAAUCACAGACUCUCUUGUUGCCGGCAAUUCGGAUGCGAAACACUUCUCUGAAAGGGCAGACCUUCCAGCAAUGGCAACGCAACCUACCGAAUGCUCAGCUGUCGAAUCAAGCUACGAGAAUCCUUCGUACACGACUUCUCGGACGGAGCUGGCAGGCUUGGCAAGAGCAGCUCAAGACAAGGCGUCAAUUGCGAGCAGCAGCUCGCUUCGGCGCAGGCACGGUCAGUGUGCAACGCCUGCGAACGCUUUCGGCUGCAGCUGCCGCGAAUCGAUCAACAGGUUCCUCAUCGCCAUCCGCACAACACUCGUCCUCCCCUUUCCGCGCGUUGCCAGCCACCAGCACGUCUCCUUACAGAGCAACGCCUGUGCGUCGGCCAAAGACAAGUCUCGCUUUGGUGCCUCCGUCGCGCUCCAGCACCGUGGAGAGAGACAUCGAUACACGCGCGAACGAUAAUGAUGAAGACAAUGUCCGUCAAAGCCGGCAACGACGAUCCCAAGCUGGGGUUCCAAGGCGCAGCUUGUCGGUGCCGAGGCAAAUCAAAGCCGAUCUAAUCAGCGAGACCGAUGAUACCCCACAUCAUGCGAUGGGCACGGGGUCCGAUCGCUUCGUGAUCCCUGAGUCGCCUUCCAAGGAGGCCGCAUCUCGCCGAAGCCGAACCGUACCAAAAGAGACCACCCCCACCACAGCCAGCGUUAGUGAGCGGAGCCGCUUUUCCCUUGCUCUGCAGUCUUCCAGUUCAUCGAUUUCAGUCGCGCACGAGCCUCUUGGCGGGGCAUCUGCCAAGACGCUUGCGGGAUUGGGCCCCACUCUAUUAUCUGUUGCACAGAGAGCAACAAUUAAACCACAAACUCAGAGCGGUUCCGAGUCGCAGUCCAGAACAAGGCGGUCAGCAAAGUACGACCAAGCGUUGUCAUUGAGACCGAGGGUCAAGACAAUGGAGCUCAACCCACCUCUGACCAAGGACAGCCACGAGUCUGGCGACUCGGUUGAAUCUGCCCCUGUCUCAAAUAAUAUCGCUGGCCAAUCGAGACCCAAGGAGCGCUCCUUGGCGGUGGCAGAAGACAUGAUUCUGCAGUUGCGAGUGCGAUCUCGUUCACGUCGAGGUCCAGAGGAAUGA